AUGGUUUACCAGCAGGCCAUUCUCCUCAUCCUCGUUCCAUUUGGUCGGAUAUUCCCUCAGUGUUCCCCGCAUUCGCCCAAGGGAAACAAUAAAGAGGCAAACGAACCCCUCUCAGUCAUAUGCGAAAUGCUGGGUCACCGUGCACCUGCGAACAAAGCAGCCAGAGCGAAAUCAUUCAUUGUACCCAACGGGAGUUCGGGCUUCUUUGGGCAAUUAAGCCGGCAGAUCGAGGCAGAUGGGAAACUGGCAAUAUUGUGGCCCAGCAUUCAAUCAAGGAACAAAGGAUUUGUUGUCGAGCUUUCAGAGAUUACUGCUGAAAGAGCCAUGGGGUGCAGCCGGCUUUGA
This is a messenger RNA of Uncinocarpus reesii 1704, 345 nucleotides long. RefSeq lists its product as uncharacterized. The transcript has 2 exons. Lineage: Eukaryota; Fungi; Ascomycota; Eurotiomycetes; Onygenales; Onygenaceae. Bases 1 to 345 code for a protein of 114 amino acids. The record is from RefSeq and is a predicted model, not a curated record.